AUGAGAGUCCAGAUCAAGGCCUACCACGCCGUCGCCGAGUGGAAGUGGGAUCUCCCCAAAGGCAUGGACAACACCUGCGGUAUCUGCCGCGUCGACUUCGAAGGCACCUGCUCCAAGUGCAAGUACCCAGGCGACGACUGCCCCAUCGUGAUCGGCGAGUGCACCCACUGCUUCCACAUGCACUGCAUCACCGACUGGAUCCAGUCCGACGCCAGCCAAGGUCGCUGCCCCAUGUGCCGCCAGGUCUUCCGCGAGAAGGCAGCUGACACCAACACCACCAAUGCUGCCGCCGGCCCACGCACUCCAGCCCCGGGCUCAGCUCAGCAGGCACGUCGUCCAAACCGUGGCGACAGCUCAGACUCGAGCCGCUCGCGGUAG
This is a messenger RNA of Fulvia fulva, 378 nucleotides long. Its product is annotated as Anaphase-promoting complex subunit 11. The record is from RefSeq and is a predicted model, not a curated record. Gene Ontology annotation, cellular component: anaphase-promoting complex; nucleus. NCBI's taxonomy places the organism in Eukaryota, Fungi, Ascomycota, Dothideomycetes, Mycosphaerellales, Mycosphaerellaceae. Gene Ontology annotation, biological process: positive regulation of mitotic metaphase/anaphase transition; anaphase-promoting complex-dependent catabolic process; protein ubiquitination. The coding region runs from base 1 to 378 and encodes 125 amino acids. Gene Ontology annotation, molecular function: zinc ion binding; cullin family protein binding; ubiquitin protein ligase activity. The transcript has 2 exons.